UAAAAUAAAAGUUAGGUAUGUAUAUGCAUUAAUCUUAUCAGAUACCUAUUGGUAAAUAAGCGUACAUAAUACGCUACUUUUCUCAAGGCUGUGCGUUUACCAACAUAUUUUCAGUUUGAAAUUAGCACUUCGAAUUCAGAGAGACUUUAGUGAAUUAUUUUCUACAAGCUUCAAGUUAUCAAGAAAUGCCGAUGAGAAAAUUUCGUAAGGUACUUCUCACGAGCCAGAAGGUUUUAAGGUAUUGCAAAUUCAAAAUGUCCACGAACUAUGAGAGUUGCGUAGCCAUGAUGCCGCCAGAAGCAACUCCAGUGAAACGGCACGUCUUGAACAGAAAAAAACGCCUCAGAUCUCUGAUAGCUUAUUGGAUUCUGGGGCUUUGCAACAACUAUGGAUACGUUGUAAUGUUGACAGCCGCUAAUGAUAUAAUAGAAAAACAAACGGGCACAGAGUCCAGUGAAAAUAAGGAUGUCACAGCGAGAAACUGCACUUAUUUAUCUACUGGUGCAAUUUUAUUAGCAGACGUCCUUCCAGGAUUGUUUGUUAAAAUACUCGCCCCGUUUUUGCCAUUUUUUGUACACACUAGAGUGGCGCUGUGUGCGAUAUUAACGGCCGCAGGAUUCUUGUGCGUGGCUUACAGCGAAAGCCUGAUAAUAUCCUUGCUGGGCGUCGUUAUUACAUCCCUUUGUUCGGGCCUGGGAGAGGUUACGUACAUGCAAUACAGCAGUUUCUACGAUAAAAAUGUGGUGUCAACGUGGAGCUCGGGCACAGGAGGCGCUGGGGUGAUAGGGGCCCUGUCCUACACGGUUCUGCAGCAGUUAGGGUUGAGAACGACCUUGCAGAUCCUGCUGGUAGUGCCUGUGAUUAUGGGUUUGUCGUUUUGGGUGCUGCUCCCGAGUCCUUCCGAAGAAGACAUUGCGCACGUUUUGCAAAUACAGAGAGUAGUGAAUGUACAGGAAUUGAAGAAUCCCAAAGAGGCUUUUAAGAAGAAGUUGAAGCUGAUACCCGGUCUUAUGAAAUACAUUUUGCCAUUUUUUCUAGUGUACCUUUUUGAAUACUUCAUCAACCAAGGCCUGUUCGAAUUGAUUCAGUUCAAGAAUUCAACGUUAAGCAUGUCGGACCAGUACAGAUGGUUCCAAGUAACGUAUCAAGUCGGCGUGUUCUUAUCGAGGUCCUCUGUAAACGUUUUCCACAUCAAACAAACUUGGUGGAUGACUUUGUUUCAGGGUAUCAAUGUCGUAAUAUUCACAACGGAAGCCAUAUAUUAUUACAUACCUAAUUUUUACAUAGUAGUUGUGUUAGUUCUGUGGGAAGGGUUGCUGGGCGGAUCGUCUUAUGUAAACACGUUUUAUAGGAUCUCGACAGAAGUUGAAGAAGAAAAUAAACAAUUUUCCUUGGGUAUAACAACGUUCGGAGACAGCGUUGGAAUCGCGUCGGCCGGUUUUCUGGCUAUUUUGGCUCAUAAUCAAAUAUGCAGCCUUCCAAUUCCGCAAUAAUAGUAUUAAUUUGUUGUAAGUUAGUUAGUUUUUUAAUUUUAAUAAACAAUUUUUAAAUUAUAGAAAGCUAUA
Molecule: messenger RNA, 1565 nt
Organism: Phyllotreta striolata
Lineage: Eukaryota; Metazoa; Arthropoda; Insecta; Coleoptera; Chrysomelidae
Source: the annotation of a GenBank genome assembly